AUGGAUAGAUUUAAGAUUAUAUUUGAGGCAGGUCAAUAUAGAGAGACUCUCAAGAUUUUAGAACGAGAUUCCGAUGCUCUUAUGCACGGGGCUAUUAUUCACUGCCGCCAGUUUUUUGUUUUGCUACGUCAAUUAGACUCCGCUAGAAGGGAAAAAUGCCUGAAUGAAGCGAGGAAUGCCGGGUCGGACGCUCCGCUGUUCGACUUUCGGAGCUUGGAUGAUCCACAAUAUAGAACAAACGAUCUAUCUCGCGGGGCAUCAUUGCACCAAGAUGCCGUUAUCGCGGAUAGCAAUAGCUUCCAGAUCGCCAACCCAGGAAUACAGGAGCCGGAAGAGUUAGGCGAGAUAAGUAUGGAUAUGACCUCAGGCUGUGACACAAUCGAUCCAUGUUUAUUGCAGCGAAUGGGUGAUUGGGAUGACAUGUUAGACGAUGGCUGGCUGGCUAGCUAUGACUCUAGCGGCCUCCCUCUUGAUCCUUUAACCUCUGGCGCCGAGAACAAUUUGGGUCUAACAGCUAUCAUGGAUGAUCCUGCAGCACCUCUGGAGAGCUUUAUCGAGCAACUACCUGUCCCUGUCGACGUCGAAAAUUUAUUAGGAAAAGAUCUGGGUCGGAACCAAGCGGAUGACGGCAGUAACCAAUUCAUGGGUCUUCCUACUCCUCCAUCUGACUCUCCUUCACCAGCUGCGCAAUCUCAGGAUGAAACCGGUCAUCGUAGGAAGUCGAAGAAACAACGAGUCACAAAGUCUAGGUCAGCAAAUAGCAAAAGGAGUUCUCCAUCCCAGACAUCACUCGCGUCGGACGAUCAAGUAUUGCAAGGAUUGGCCCGUUCUCCAUUAGCCACUGUCGAGCAUGUCACGCGAAAUCCUACUCCAGAAACCGAUGAUGACAUACAAAUGAAUCUCCCUAUUCCUAGUCAUACUGUAAGUCGAUCCCCUACGAUGGAAAUGGCACUUGCCGAGAUAUCUAGCGACAAUUUGGAAACUGCACGACAAAGAUGUGAACCUUUUUUACACGACAAUCUGGUAUAUUUCUUGGAAGAAACCUGUCAAGGAUUUUGGGACCGUCCCGCGGUUACACUUGACCUUUCACAUGAGUCGAUUAGAGGGGAGGCACAUGCAAAAGUAUUUCGAUACGUUAACGAUAUCGAGAAACCAGACAAUAAGAAAUCUGUGAGAAUCCGUUUUGGACAGGUGCUACUUUAUCUCCUUUAUAUCAAAGAACUUCAUGAAACCAUCAAGAGAAGGGAGCUAGGGGUCGGAAAGGGUGGUAAGACCAAGACUGAAGCUAUCGAUAAUAUCAUUCAAGGAAUAUAUGCAGCAAGGUUGGCUAAGGAUGAGACUGAAAAAAGCAUACGAGACAGUUUUCAUGUGCAUAAACGUAUUGGUGAGCGCUGGUGGUGGCUUACCUGCUUUACGGGGUUGGGCAUUCUCUUAGGCUGUGGUAGCAAAUUUGGGUCAAUGGUGAAGAACCAUAAUUUCCCCAUUGACGCUAUCGUGGUAUGUCUUUUGCAUUAUCGGGCCGGCGACCUGGAUCUUUGCCACCGAUUUGACGACGCGGCCAAGAGUCUCUUAACUAGAGGGACCCUUCCUGCAGAUUUUCAUAGACAAGAGGUCCAAUCUUGGAUUGAUCAGCCAACAGAGAUAGCUGGGGCUACUGUGGAUGUUUCUCACUGGAGCAAAUUUGACCACGAUCUAGCGGAAGAGAAGGCGCAAAACUUUCUCAACCAAUUAAAAGAAGAUUGCUGCAACCUACCAAUGUGGUGUGUAUGA
Molecule: messenger RNA, 1770 nt
Organism: Talaromyces proteolyticus
Lineage: Eukaryota; Fungi; Ascomycota; Eurotiomycetes; Eurotiales; Trichocomaceae
Exons: 5
Coding region: 1-1770 (589 amino acids)
Source: RefSeq, a predicted model, not a curated record